This is a messenger RNA of Gordionus sp. m RMFG-2023, 2494 nucleotides long. RefSeq lists its product as uncharacterized. Bases 29 to 2212 code for a protein of 727 amino acids. The record is from RefSeq and is a predicted model, not a curated record. The transcript is spliced from 6 exons. NCBI's taxonomy places the organism in Eukaryota, Metazoa, Nematomorpha, Gordioida, Chordodea, Parachordodidae.
AUUUUAUUAAAUUAAAUUUUAUAUAAAAAUGUCCUUAUUAAUUUCAUCUGAAUUCAUAAAAAACAAUGUCAAAACAAAUGAUUUGAACGAAAAAUAUUUACGAAUAAUUAACAAGGACUUUAUAAAAUCCCAAAAUAAUAUAAAUAUGAAGACCAAUUUUGAAACAACUACAGUAAUGCUACUUCUGGAAAAGUUUAAACUUAUGCAAGAUCGCCUAAGAUCUCAUAUGAAAAACACAGAUGAGCUCUAUCACAUGGCCCUGAGGAUAACUGAUAGAGUAACUCAACUAGAAAAACCAAAAAAUUAUGUGUCAAAAUCAGUGCAGACAAUACCUUGUUUUAUCAAAAAUGAAUAUGGACCUGAUAACCAUUUAUUUGAAAUAAGAAACACUAAUAAUAACAUAGAAAAUUAUAAAAAUAAUAAUGUCUUAUUAUAUUCAAAUGAAGUUUCAAGUAAUGUUGAAAACUACAAUAAUUUAAACAUCAAAAAUUUUAACCAAAAUGCCUAUAAUAGUUUUAAUUUAUUAGAAGAAAACUUUCAAAGACAAGGAAAGUUAUCAAAAAAACCUGUUAUAACAUACCCAGUAUUUGGUUGUAGGAAGAGAAGAAAAACUGUUAGAUUAAAGAAAAAUGAUGAAAAUGUGCACAUAUUAAAUACAGGAUUGCCAGACAAUUUAUCAAUAAAUAAUGCAAAUUUUUAUAACAAUGCAAAUGGCAAUUUGGAAUAUAAACAAAACACUAUUUCAGACAUGGAAUUAUCAAGUCACGAUAAUGACAACAUAAGCAUCCAAGGAACUCCAAUAAGUAUACAAAAACAGAUAAAAGUGGAUUAUGACAAUUUUAAAAAUGAUUUAUUUAACAUUAAAGAAACUAAUGAUACAAAUGACAUCAAAAUUAUAAAUGAAAAGCCAGGAUCUCAAUCUUAUGAGUACCAAGACAUGAUUGAACGACAAAACCUCUUAAACAAUGUUAAUGUUAUACAACUAAAUGAUUCACCUGCCAAGAGUAUUAAUAAAUGUUUAACACAAUCAGUGCCAUCUAAGUACACAAUGCUUUCAUCUCAAGAAAUGACACAAAACUUACCAAAUUUAAUCUCUCCAAUAAAUGGCUCAAUUAUUAACACCAGACCAAACAAUAGAAUUCACACACGUUCACUCCAAUCAAAAGAUUCAAUUAAAGAUACUAAAACUCUUGCAAUUAAUGAAAAUUUUUCUAAUUAUUUAAAUCCAAUCAAUAGUUUACCUCACAUAAUCAAUCUUUGUAAUGAAGAUAUCAAUCUGAAUAAUAAUAAAAAUGACCAAAUAUUUAAUUCAUUUGAUAAUCCAUCUAAAAUUAACAAAAUAAAUAUGUGUAGUGAUUUGAAAAUUGUUGAUGAUAUACAAUAUUAUACUGAAAGGGGUGUUAAUCAUAUUGAACAACAAUCGUUAGAAAAUAAUAGAAAACGAGGACCUGCCAAAUUUAAAAACAAAAUAGCUCUCUUUAGAAAUAAAGUUGCUCUCAAUCGCAAAAAUAAAUUUACAAUUAGUUCAUUUAAUGAUAUUAACCAAGCCAAUGACUUCAUUGAUUUGGAGUACCAUCAAAUUGCUGAUGAUGCACAUCAUAAUAUUUCCUUGAACAAUAAUUCAUCUAAAUCCAAGAGCAAUAAUUCUGCUUGUAAAGUUAAGAACAACUUAGUCAUUAAUCAGCAAAAUAAAGAAACAGUAUCCAAACAAUCUGCUCUAAACAUUCCUAUCAAUAAUGGUAAGAUGUACAAGUGCAAGACAUGCAAAAAGCGUUUUACUACUCCCCAUGGAAGAUCAAUUCAUUUUUCCAUUAUGCACAAAAAGGUUUCAACAACUAAUGAAACUGAAUCAUCUUUUGAUGUUAAAAAACGCAAGAAAAGAUCUACCUCAGUUAACCCUUCUAAAUCUGAAUCAAAGACAAAAGAUAAAUUCAUAUAUAGGGCUAAUGAGAUUAAAACGAAAUCGCAACAAUAUUCACAAUCAUUAACCCUAGAAUCACUCAACCAUUUAAAUAUAAAUGAAAAUAAUAAAAUAGGUGAUAAUAUAGUUAUAAAUGAUAAUUAUUAUCCUUCCUCAAACACUGUAAAUAAAAUGAACAUUUUUACAGCUCCUAAUCUUCAAAAUAUUUUAGCUACAAAUAUUGAUAUUAAAAGUUUAGCUAAUUUGAAUGUGUCAGAAAGUUCCCUCAAAAGAACACUAAGCCUUUAUUAAAAGUUGAGAAUUACUAUACAAAUUCCAUUAAAAGGGUUGAUAAGUUUAAUAUGACUUAUUUCGUAAAAAUAUUAUAUUUGUAAUAAUUUAUUUUUUAUAAGAUCAUUCAUAAUAGAAAAAUGAUUAUUUUGGGGAUAUAUUUUAUUUGUUUUAUAUAUUAAUAAUGUAGAAUGUAAGUAUUCGAAUUUAUAUAUAAAAAUUUAUACCCUAUGUUUGAAUGUAAAACUCAAGUUUUUAUAUAGUAAUGCGCUUUUUUGAAUAUCUUUUAUAGUACAUCACAUG